AGUAUAUGUUAUCAAAUAAAUAAAUAAAAACAAUCAGGAUGGGUCUAAUUUCAUUAACCCGAAACAGCCUGCAAUUCAUCAUCUCCCUCUCAGGUUCGCUUGAAGACGCUAUGACCUGAUUUCAAAAUCUCAUCUUCAAAACUUUAAAGGGUCUCUAAUGGAUGAAAUGGAAAAUGAGUAUGCUUUCAGCUCUGAACACAAAGUUGACAGUGACAAUAAUAUCUAUGGUGAAAUAAAGGAAGAAAUUGAGACAGAUGAGGAGGUUAAUAGUGAUAAGAGUGGCGCUGCUGAAUUUGAGUUAGAUUCCUUUUAUCUAAUGAAGGAAAGCAGUGAAGAAGAUGCUCUGAUUCUUGAUAGUACAGUGGAAGAAUGUACAAAAGAAUCUGAUUUUGUUCUUGGAUGUGAAGAGGACGAGGAAAAAGCAAAUUUGGAGAUACAAAAUGAUAAAAUUGACAGUGUUGGAAUCGAGCCAGCUUCCUUAGAGCCAACAAAGCUGAAUGGCAAAGAAUCAGAUUUGAUCCUGGGCGGCGAAGAGAAGGAAGAGCUUGCUAAAGAAUCAAAUGAAAUUAUUGUUAUGGAAGAGCUGCAAUUGACCACAGAGAAUGCUAAUGGUGAUGUGGUGCAUGAAGAAGACAGUAUACAAAAAGUGAAGAAUACGGAAGUUAUUCCCAAGAAGAAAAAAGGAAAAUUGAUUAAAAAAAAGGUCUUAAAAAAGAAGACAGCUUUCAAUGCUAUGAAUAAAGUGAUUGAUGCAAAUAAUGGAGAACCUUCAACCAAGGAGAAUUGUCAAACAGUGGUAGAGUUGAAUGACAAAGUAAACGGUGAUGAUAAUGAAGUGGCGCAUGAAGAUGCAAAACAAGAGGUAAAAAAUGCAGAACAAACAGACAAGAUUGUGGAUAAGAAAAUAGGCAAGAUGAGGAAAAGAGGCUUAAAGGAUAAGUUAGCUUUGACCAACAAGGGUUCGAAUGACCAAGAGGCUUCAAACAAAGUUGCAUGUGAGAAGGCUGAACAAACAGGCCAAAUUGUGGUAAAGAAUGCAGAACAAACAGACAAAAUUGUGGAGAAGAAAAUGGGCAAGAUGAAGAAAAGAGGCUUAAAGAAUAAGAUAGGACUGAAGGGUGUAAACGAAGUAAUCAGCAAGAGCACAAAUGACCAAGGGGCUUCAAACAAAAUUGCAUCUGAGAGGACUAAGGUCGCAGGGAUGAUAUUUAUGUGUAGUUCUAAGACGAAAAACGAUUGCUACCAUUACAAAGUUUUUGGUUUGCCUUCUAGCAAGAGAGAUGUUGUUCUAGAGAUUCGUGAAGGGAUGAAGCUAUUCUUGUUUGAUGUUGAGUUGAAAGAGUUGCAUGGCAUUUACAAAGCUGCAGGUCCUGGGGGUUACAACAUUGAACCCAAGGCUUUCAAGUCUGCUUUUCCUUCUCAGGUCCGGUUCAAUGUUUAUGAAGACUGCUUGCCGGUGCCAGAGGGGAAGUUUAAAAAGGUCAUUAAGGAUAAUUACUACAAGAACAACAAGUUCCAUAAUCAAUUAACAGUAAAACAGGUGAAUAAUCUUUGCAAACUUUUUCAAUCUGCUAGCAAAGGCUCCAAACUGAAAGUGUCUUCCAGAGAUCUUGGAGCACGAACACAUAAAUCAAUUCCUCGUGAAUCACAUAAGGCUGGAAGGGAUGCUGGGUCAGCAAGGAGUAGAAAGCAGCGCCGGGGAGUAGAGAGCCGCACAUUUGAAGAUGAGAAGAGGAGCAGAAAGCGGCGUCGGGUAGCUGAGAACUACGGAUUUCAAGAUCCGGGAAGGAGUAGAAAGCAACACCGUGGAGUGGAAAAUCGCACAUUUGAAAAUCGGGACUGGACUGCGGAGCGAUACCGCGAUGCAUAUGAAAGGAAAAUUUAUGCGUCUCCUGCCAUUCCCGCCACUUCUCGUCCAGCUUUGCCGCCGCCGCCUUUGGCUCUGACAUUCCCUCCGCGAUCAUAUGCUUACAAAAGGACCUUAGAAAGUGAUGCUUAUAGAAGGGAUCUACCCGUCGAGCAGCCGGAGAGACGAUUUAGAGAUCUGGAGUAUGAUUAUGGAAGGCCUUCAGAAAGUAACCCUUAUAGAAGGGAUCUGCUCGAUGAGCAGCAGGACAGACGGUUUAGGGAUCCGGAGAUUAGGCAUCAAGGGCAUAUUGAACUAGGGAGGAACAGAUUGAACGAGCAUCGCGAUGCACAGUUUCUAGACUCGGAAUUAAGGCAACGCAGGGAGAUUGAAUACCGUGAACCACGUGUGUACAGUGACCGUCAUUUGUACCAUAAUCUCUCAUAUUCGCCUGCCCCGCAAUCUGAAUACCUUCUUCAUCCGAGGACAUCACUUCAUUAUGCGGCUACGCCGCAUGAUACAGGCCGACAUGACCAGUAUGGUUCUUAUAGGUCCCGGUAUUAAACUUUUUUUUUACAUGAGCAUCGAGCAGUUGAAAUGUCGAAGUUUACUGAUCAUCCCGGGAAUUCAGAACAAUGUUUAUUCAUUUCAUAUGGAUGCUUGUUUGUAUUUGCUUCAAAGUUAACGUGUUAAUAAGAUAUUUAACAGUUUAGAUGCUUA
This is a messenger RNA of Mercurialis annua (annual mercury), 2566 nucleotides long. RefSeq lists its product as uncharacterized. The record is from RefSeq and is a predicted model, not a curated record. NCBI's taxonomy places the organism in Eukaryota, Viridiplantae, Streptophyta, Magnoliopsida, Malpighiales, Euphorbiaceae. The coding region runs from base 158 to 2410 and encodes 750 amino acids. The transcript is spliced from 4 exons.